Molecule: messenger RNA, 2416 nt
Organism: Trametes versicolor FP-101664 SS1
Lineage: Eukaryota; Fungi; Basidiomycota; Agaricomycetes; Polyporales; Polyporaceae
Product: oligopeptide transporter
Exons: 10
Coding region: 68-2257 (729 amino acids)
Cellular component (GO): fungal-type vacuole membrane
Molecular function (GO): oligopeptide transmembrane transporter activity
Source: RefSeq, a predicted model, not a curated record
GCCAUUCCCCUCGACCUUUGCUUUCCUGCUCCGGUCCAAGCCGCCUUCACUGUGCGCCGCUGCUGCCAUGUCUGCCCCCACGUACGAACCGGAGAACGGGCUCGCUGAGCUCCGUCACCGCGAAAGCACCACUACCGACGAUGACGACGAGAAGCAUCUCGGAAAGAACGAGAAGCACGUCAAGGUCUCUCAUGAGGAGUAUGAGCCCGACACACACGACAUUACCAAGCCGUUCCCUGUAGACCCGGAUGAAAUCGAGGAGACCCACCAGCUCACCUUCCGUGCGAUUUUCGUGGGGUGCUGUCUUGGUGCUAUCGUCGGUGCCUCCAACAUCUAUCUCGGCUUGAAGACUGGCUUCACGUUCGGCCCCCAACUUUUUGGUGCCAUUUUCGGUUUCGCGAUCAUCAAGCCCCUCUCUAAGGCCCUCCCUGAGACCGGCAUCAUUGGACGUGUCCUUGGCGGCCCCUUCGGGCCCAAGGAGAACUGCACGGUCCAGUCCGCCGCUACCGCUUCCGGUGGUAUCGGUAUCCUCUUCGUCUCCGCCGUCCCGGCGAUGUACCGGCUCAACCUGCUCUCGGAACUGCCCAAGCUCGAUAUUGGAAAGCUGAUCGCUCUGACCGUUUGCGCGAGUUUCUACGGCGUGUUCUUCGUCAUCCCGCUCCGAAAGUACUACAUCGUCAAGCAGAAGCUCACGUUCCCCACGCCUGCCGCCACCGCCAUCACGAUCCGUGCGCUCCACAACAGCCGCACUGGCGCCGUUGCCGCGCGCAAGAAGUCUCUUGCACUGCUGUACUCGUUCCUCAUCGUGUUCGUGUACAAGGUCAUGACCGGCUACGCGCCCGGCCUCAUCUUCGACUGGCACAUCGGCUGGACGCUCUACCGCCUCGGUUUCACGAGCAUCAUCGCGCUCGAGAACUAUGGCUGGUUCAUUGAAUUCACCCCCGCGUUCUUCGGCGCUGGUAUGCUUUCUGGUAUCAACGCUUCGUGGAGCUUCUUGGGCGGUUCAGUCCUCGCUUGGGGUGUCAUCGCCCCCUCCCUGGUCAAGAACGGCCUUGCUUUCGGUGUUGCUGCUUCGGACGAGUUCCCGCUCGUGUCGUACAACAGCCUGUCGUUCUCGGACCCCGACAAGUACACCUCCGCGCCGUCUCCCCGUUACUGGCUCCUUUGGCCCGGUGUCCUCAUGAUGUUGCUGUACUCCUUCGCCGAUCUCGCCAUGAACUCUGGUGACAUCGCUCGCAACAUGUACAAGGCCGGUAUCAACCUGAACAUCCUCUCUUGGUUCCGUGAGGACCCCAACUACAACGCUGAGGAGGAUGAGGAUCUGUCCCCGCGCGAGGACCGUGUGCCCACGCUCUGGUGGACCACCGGUCUGUUCCUCAGCAUCGUCAUGUCCUGCGCGAUCCUCGCGACCAUGUUCAACAUGAACGUCGGCGAGGCCAUCCUCUCCCUCGUCCUCGGCUUCUGCUUCUCGUUCAUCGGCGUCCAGAGCGCGGGCACCACCGACGUCAACCCCAUCUCCACUGUCGCGAAGGCUUCGCAGCUUAUUUUCGGUGGCGUCAGCAAGGGCGCCGGCCUCGCCAGCGGCCCUGCGCAGACGGUUAACUUGACUGCUGGUGUCAUUGCCGCCGGCUCCGCCGCCCAGUCCACGGACAUGUGUGGUGACCUCAAGACCGGGUACCUGCUCCGCGCGAAGCCGCGAAACCAGUUCAUCGCGCAGCUGUGCGGUGCCGUCGUCGCCGUCUUCCUCAACGUCGGCCUCUUCAUCCUCUUCACCACCGCGUCGCCCUGCAUCCUGCACCCCCCAGAGACCGGCGAGUGCACGUACGGCGCGCCCAGCGUCAGUGCGUGGGCGGCCGUCGCUGUCGCCGUCACCUCGCCCAAGCUCCCCAUCCCCAAGUCCUCCGGAUUCACCGCGAUCGCGCUCGGCAUCUUCGCCGUCCUGUCCGUCGUCGUCAAGCACCUCUGGAUCCCGAAGAAGCACUGGCACUGGGUCCCGAAUUGGAACGCCGUCGGCCUCGCGUUCGUCGUGCCCCAGGUGUACUACUCCAUCGCGAUGGGCGCCGGCUCGAUCUUCAACUUCGUCUGGGCGCGGAGAAGCCCACAGGGCUUCGACAUGUACAUGUUCGCCGUCGCGGCGGGCAUGCUUGCGGGCGAGGGUCUCGGUGGUGUGCUGCAGGCACUCCUCGCGGUCGCGAAGGUCGAUGGUGGUCUGUACGGCACCGCUAUUGGCUGCCCAGGACUUGAGUUCUGCGGUUAAUCGCCUCCGUCCCCUUCGCAAGUUCUAUCAUCUGGUGUCUGUUGUAGGUACUAUUAUAUCCUAACUUGGGGCCUGCCAUUGUGGUGCGGGAGACUGGGACCGCGCUCUGUAGUAUGUAAGUGUUCGCUGUAAUGUAAUUUCCCCUCAAAUCUCCCUCCC